AACACAUUUGACAGUUCUCGCUCUGGAGAAACGAAUGUUUGUUUUGAUCGUCCAUUACAAAAAAAAGAAAAACACAAGUGCGCAUUAUAACAUUACUGUUAACUCUAUUCGCGUUUACUUGGAAAUAUUCAUCAAUUUACAUCAUCAUCCAUCGUUUCGUUAUCGUUUUGUGCUGCACAUUUCAUCAGAGGCAAUGGCAACGAAGGAUGGAGUUGAUUUUCAGCACCACCUUUACUACUACGUGAUCGGGCUAGUUCAUAAUACGUACGACUACUCCAUACUCUAUGAAGGAAACGUAGGAAGGAAUCAAGGAACGUACAAAGCAUUGGACGAUGUGAUCUUGAAAAUCCACCUUGACCGAGAACGGGAGCACAAUGAAGGACUCUACUUGUUCCAGGCAAAACAACGGAUGGACGAGUCAUUAACGCUAUCUAUUCAGGACAUGCUGCAUCAUAAAGUCAAGAUUUCGAAAUACAUAGAUUCCUACGUCCAAUACAGCAAAUCAGAAGCAUGCAGUCGAGACGGUAAACCCACUGAAAUGAUAUACUGGACGUCGGACGGUUUGCACUCAACUACAUUGGCAUUCAUGGAGGAACAUACCAGCAAAGAACCACAUUUGAAGCUCACGAUAGACACCAUCAGGAAAUAUUCGAUAAAACAGUGGAAAGCUCUGCUUAUGUUUGAUACGGCUCAGAAGCUGGCUAACCACUGCACGCUAUCAAAACAAGAUGUGUCUAAACCGCAAACGUAUCUGUCCAAAUCGAUGGCACAAUCAUUUGCUCACGAAAUCAUUGAGAUGAUGGAACCAACAGCUAAAUCGGAACAAACUGAACAACCAAUAGUGAAGUUUCGUGAACAGUUUCUACAAGGCAGCACGAGUCUGUCGGAAAAUGCAAAACAAUUUCGGUUAAGUUUUAUCAUCGCAUGUCAAAUGCAACAUAAAAAUCCCAAUACCAAAUUUGACCUAAGCAGUUUAAGGACGGUCACAUUUUCGACUGACGCUUUUCAAAUCCAAAAUCUCAAUGCUGAGUCCGCUGAACAGUGUGGAUUCCAGUACAAUGGCUUGGAGGAAGAUGAAUUAAACUGGUUUUUCGAACAUUUUAUAUUUUACGUAAAUGUACCGAAAAACGAAAAAAUGAUCACAGCUAUUAACAAUCUGUUUCGCAACCAAUGGGACGAACACAUGUUUCACAAAUACUUGAUAAAGGACCGCCCAGAGACAAAAAAAGAUAAAAAGCUACAACAAGUGAAAGCCUUGGUAGAGUCGAUAAUGAAGAUGAAAGAGCUUAAAAGCAAACUAGUCGUGAUUCCGCCCAAAGGUAUAGAUUUUAAAAAGGAAAGUCUCGACAAACUAUGCUCAGGAAUCGAGGCGUAUUUUCAGAAAGGCCCAAAUGAGCUUACCAUCUUAUCGAGACCGAAAGUCGAAUGGACGGCAGCACGGAUACAAUCUAAAUAUGAAAAACAUGCAGUAGUUGUUAGUAAUGCAAUGGAAAUGAAAUAUUUGCUUGACACACUGAACCGUAUUAAGAAUGUUGAGUUCGGAGACUGCCUUAUUAGUGGAGAAGUAAAAUAUAUCUUACUUCUACAAGUACCCAUCAGUGCUGAAAAAGAUUCGAAAAUGAUGCUCGAAUUAGUACCGAAUGUAAAAUUGAUACUGAUUGUUGAAGGUAACACUCUUCAAACGUCGUUAUCCUCGCCUUUAAUAACAGAUGAUGUUGUGCUUGACGAUGUGAUUGUAAAUUAUGAACACCUCGAGUUGAAACGUGUAAGUUUUGACGCGAAGAAUAUGACUCUUUCCAACUGCAUAAGGAAAAAAUCCAUUGAUAGUAGUGAGAAGCUGGCGGAAUUGAGUAUACUUAAAAAUAUCGUAGUUAAAUCGGAUUUUUACGAACAUAACGAGCAAAACUACAUCGAGCGUAGCCUGAUAAGAGAUGGGGGAAAGAUUGUGACCCACAGCGAGCUGAUCCUCAAUGAAGGAUGUGCUGUAUCUAUUAUUUGUGACACAGCUGGCCAAGGAAAGACCAUUGAGCUAUUACGGAUCGCUAAAAUAGCACACGGUAUUGAGAGUAGAAUAUGUCUGUACAUACGAGCGAAAACAAUAGCCAAGAGUGUUGUUACCCAAGCUGAACAACCGUCUUCGCUCGAAGGAUUGCAAUUAAUGCAAACAUUGUUAUACAUUACACCGCGAAGCGCUUUGAUUGACGACAUCGUCAAUCAAUGUUUAGCUACAGCCCAAGUAUGCUUUUUGAUCGAUGGGUUUGAUGAGAUAGUGGAGACGUAUCAAACACUAGUCAUCAAAUUUCUGCAAAAGAUUCUGCAGUGCCAAUCCUGUUUGUUGAUCAUAGCUACAAGAAAUGAAUCGGUUCCAAUUUUACGAAAAGCUUUCAAGAACGCUUCCUACUAUAAUUUGGCAACGUUUCCGUAUGAAAAAUAUUUUAAACAACUUUGGCUUAGUGAUGCAAAUCCUGACAUGAUCUCUCCGGAAGUACAACGGAAUGUAGACAUUUUUAUUUCCAAUUUUGAUCAACUAUUGAAAGGAGUCGGAUGCAAAUCAUUCCUAGAAGUGCCUCAGUUGUGCAAAAUCAUGGGUAUUAUAUAUCAAGACCGCAUUCGGAAGCCAAACAUUCAGUGGCAUACAAAUUAUGAAAUUGGCUCCAUCUACAAUACUUUUCUGCAAAGCCAGUUUGAGAAUACACUGCGCGGAAAGUUUGAUGAAAUGGACAAGCUACACGUACUGGCUAAAGAACUGAUACAAAAAGAAUUUUACGCGAAACAUUCACAGUUGGCGUGCGAGCUUGAAUAUAAUUGUUGCAAUAAUCCCAAGCAGUACGAGCAGAUGGCACAUUUUGGCUUAAUAAUGAUUCAGCUCGAUGCUUCGGAGUGUGUCGACUUUAUGCAUCGCACGGUGAUGGAAUAUUUUCUGGUGCGGAAUUGCUUAUUAGAUGAUGUCGAUAGAGAAAUGUUUUUUAACUUUCUUCGGCGCUAUUUCUGCGUCUCGCGGGCAAACAUUGCGGAUAAAUUUAUUGACUUUUUCCUUCACGAUUUGAAAUGUCUUACGUCGCACAAAAAGCACAUCAUUAGUUCAUACCUUUAUAGCAGCUCUAAUAUUCUUGCAACGUGCAUCAGAAUGGCGUUAAACAAUGCCACUUUCAAUACGUUGCGGAUGCUGCUGUCGGUCGCUCCUAAGGAGUUGCUCCGAAGCGUACAUUUCCGCUUUGGAGGUAUCAACAAUCCGCAAGGCAAUCAAUUUGACGAGAAGAAUGAAAUCAAUCUAAAACGGCUCGGAGAAAGGCAGACGAUUCUGUUACUAGAGACGCUUAAAGAAUGCGACGAUGAAUACGAUGAUGCUGAUAAUGACAGUGAUGAUGAGAAUGAGGACCGAAGCAUACUGCAACGCAUGUUAUUUGAAACCAACCCUGACGAAGAAGAUACACUGGAGGUAGCUCUAAGAAAACCGUUCCCGGAGGUAUUCGAUUGGUUUGUAGCGUACUGCACGGAACAUUUCAGCUUGGAUAUUCAGCGCUACCUAACUGCGCGAAUUCCAAGAUAUGCGCGAACAAUUAUCAGACACUGUUAUGCGGAGAAUAAGGAAAAGAUUAUUGAUAAGCUUAUACAGCUGUGUGCAGCCACGCCACGCAGAGACUUCGUUCGAGAUUGCUUUCAAAGUUUCGAUUUACUUGGGGAACUUAUUAACAGUAUUGAAAGUGUACCGCAAGGGAAACAAUUCAAAGAAGCUGAUCGUUUAGAUUUAACACAGAAAGUUAUCUCAUUGCUGGAUUUAUAUCAAGAUAAUGAAAUGCUGCUUCUAUUUAAAGAGCAGUCCAAACAACGAGUAGAACACUUACAAAAUGAGACUAUAAGAUCAUGCAUAAAUCACUGGAUUGAUAAAUAAUCUUUUGAGCCUUUAUAUUUCUUCUUAUUUAUUAUUUUUAUAUAUAACAAUCGUCAAAUAAAAGGUCAAAUCGUGCCUAAACUA
Molecule: messenger RNA, 3976 nt
Organism: Anopheles merus
Lineage: Eukaryota; Metazoa; Arthropoda; Insecta; Diptera; Culicidae
Exons: 2
Coding region: 35-3892 (1285 amino acids)
Source: RefSeq, a predicted model, not a curated record